This is a messenger RNA of Alternaria arborescens, 114 nucleotides long. RefSeq lists its product as hypothetical. Lineage: Eukaryota; Fungi; Ascomycota; Dothideomycetes; Pleosporales; Pleosporaceae. The record is from RefSeq and is a predicted model, not a curated record. The coding region runs from base 1 to 114 and encodes 37 amino acids. The transcript has a single exon.
AUGAGUAGUCACUACAACGAAAAGCCUUUCCGCCUUCUUGAUCUACCACGCGAGCUACGAGACGAGAUCUACGAGUAUGCGCUUGACUUCCAUCGCUACCGGACGGAACUUUAA